ACUCAACCUUCUGUAAUAUUGGUAACUUGCCUUUAGGUCUGUUUUACAGUAAUUCUUUUGUAUAAUAUGAGCAUCUUGUGUUGAAACACUUUUUGUAAUCAGUGAUGCUGUGAUAUGAAGCAGUAUGUGGUAUUUAGGGUUUGAGCAUGGUUUAGUUCCACCUGUUUGUGUAGCUGAAGUUUCAAGACUCAUUAAUCAAUAGUUACAUAUUGAAGAGUGAAGUACCUGCCAGCGCACAGGUGUGGUUUCUCAGAGUUGAUGCUGCAUUUGUUACUCUCACAGCAUUGAAUAGAUUCCAGGUGAUGAGCAAGUUUAUCCCUCAGCACCUGUUUUUCUCUAAAUUAUUGAAUUAAAGGACCUCUAGGACUCCCAGCUCUUAAAGUUCCUUGAUUUUACAUGUUAAUUUGAAACAUAUGUCACUCAUUAUGACAAUAACAAAAUUUUGAUAAAACAGGUUUUUGAAAAAUUCUUCAUGAUGCAUAGUGAACCUUCAAAUUCAAUAUUAUUCUCAACCCUCCCAGUCACUUUUUCAGCGUUGAGCUAAUGUAAGUGAAAAGAGAUUUUUCAAAUGACUUCAGUGUUAAAUUUACUAAAUUCGGAGACUGGAAUGGAGUGCUUUGUGUGUGGUGGAAAAUAGCUAAAAUCUGGCCUGGGAUUGGGGUCUGUGCAGUGCACAGAUAACUUUUGCAAUAAGCCAAGGACAUUCUGCCUCAGAAAAUGUAAUAAGAUGUCUUUUAUACAGUGUUCAUAUUGUGUGAAUUUUUGACUGAAAUAUGAUAAUAAUCUUCAGAGACAAUCUGUUCAAAUGUGUACAAGUUCUUUAUUUUGUUUUGCAGCCUUUCCUGCCUCUUGGGCCUUCUUUGGUUCCUUUCUUCUGAAUACCCCUCUUCUCUGUGGAGACCCUUUCACAUUCCUUUCAUCCACAUUGCAAUUCAGAGGCUCUUUCAAGCACUGAUGGAACUUACACUACUUUUUUUCCUCUUAAGGACCAUGAUGAAUGAUACUCUUGAAUCACCACUUAGGAUCUCCUAAAAACUGAGAGUGGGUAUUCAUUUUUAGAACGUAGUGCACGACUUCAUGAGGCUCUGGUUCUGAAAAGGGGAUUAUAAAGCAUGGAGGCUGGCUCAGUGGUUCGAGCCAUCUUUGACUUCUGCCCUAGUGUAUCAGAAGAACUGCCACUCUUUGUGGGAGAUAUUAUCGAGGUGUUGGCAGUGGUGGAUGAAUUUUGGCUUCUAGGAAAGAAAGAGGAUGUGACAGGACAGUUCCCCAGCAGCUUUGUGGAAAUUGUUACCAUUCCCAGUCUAAAAGAGGGAGAGAGACUGUUUGUCUGUAUCUGUGAAUUUACAUCCCUAGAGUUGAACAGUCUUCCACUCCAUCGAGGUGACCUAGUGAUUCUCGAUGGCACUCCCACGGCCGGCUGGCUGCAGGGCCGAAGCUGCUGGGGAGCCCGGGGCUUCUUCCCAUCCUCCUGUGUCAGGGAGCUCUGCCUCUCCUCAUGGAGCCGGCGGUGGCACUCACAGAGUGCCCUUCUCCAGAUUCCUGAAUAUUCAAUGGGACAGGCCCGGGCGCUGAUGGGGCUUUCUGCCCAGCUGGACGAGGAGCUGGACUUCAGAGAAGGGGAUGUGAUUACCAUUAUUGGAGUUCCUGAACCAGGCUGGUUUGAAGGAGAGUUAGAGGGUCGAAGAGGCAUUUUUCCCGAAGGUUUUGUAGAGCUUUUAGGGCCCCUGAGGACUGUGGUUGAGUCAGUAAAUUCUGGAAACCGUGAUGACUGCAUGACUAACGGGGAAGUGGAUACCCCUACAGGAGAAGAGGAGAGAGAGCCAGAAGAGGACGGCGAGCAGCCAGGCACCUACGGGAUUGCCCUCUACCAGUUCCAGGCCCUGGAGCCGAAUGAGUUGGAUUUCGAGGUAGGCGAUAAAAUCCGAAUCCUGGGGACGCUGGAAGAUGGCUGGCUAGAAGGGUCACUGAAGGGUAGGACAGGCAUCUUUCCUUAUCGGUUUGUAAAGUUAUGUCCUGAAACAAGGGUAGAGGAAACCGCGGAUCUGCCACAGGAAAGCAGCCUCGUCAAGGUCCCUGACACUUUGGAUUGUUCAGAGGACGCCUUAGUAGCGGAGGGGGAAAGACAUGAAUCUCUCGAGAAUAAAGCAGAGGAUUCCGACUGUGUUAUUUCUGAAACAUCCACUUCUCCCCUGGAGCAUCUGAUUCCUGAGUAUGAAGUAGAUAAAAUCUCUCACUGGGAGGAGGGCAUCUCAGGAGGGCCCCCAGGAAACACGUGCACGGGGCAUGAACAGCCUCUUGCCAAAGAUGCUUCCUUGAAAGAUCCUUCACACGAAGUAGUCAAUGGUGUUGCCUCCCAACCUCAAGUACCUUUUCACUCCAAAUCGCAGAAAAACCAGUAUUAUUCCACAGCAGGAGGGAGCCAUCCAAGCCCUGACCGGUAUUCUGACCCUCUUCCUCUAGAAGCAAGGACUAGAGACUACUCCAGCCUACCUCCCAGAAGAACAUACUCCCAGCCAAAAACCCUUCAGAAGCCAGUGUCUCCUUUUCACAACAGCUCUUCCUUCUCAGCCGCCAGGGUGGUCAGACCCAGCCAGCUGAGCCCUCAGCUCCAGGGCAUGGCAAAGUAUGUGAAAAAGCUCUGCACACCCAAAGAAGAUGCUUCCAGCUUUUGCUCUGCAUCAGAGAAGUCAGAGGUGAAGCCUGGUCUGCAAGAUAAGGCACCCGCCGUUGAAGCAGCGGUACUUUCACAGGGAGACGGCAGCAUGGACCUGGACUCUAAGUUGACACAACAGCUGAUGGAGUUUGAGAAGAGCUUGUCAGGGCCUGGCACAGAACCAGAUAAAAUUUUGCGCCAUUUUUCAAUCAUGGACUUUAAUUCCGAGAAGGAUAUUUUCCGAGGUUCCUCGAAGCUAAUCACCCAGCAGGAGCUACCCGAGAGGAGAAAGGUUCUAAGGCCACCACCACCCCGUCCCUGUACUCCAGCAUCCACUUCUCUCCAUUUGCCAGUGGACCAGAACCUGAGACCAGAACCACCCUUGGCAAUGCGACCCUCCCGACCAGCUCCCCUGCCUCCCUCGGGCCAGCAGAGAAUGAAUGCAGUAUCCCCUAAGCUCCUAGCCUGCAACCGUCCUGGCUGGGAGACUCUAGAAAAGGAGAGCCCUGAGAGCAUGGAAAAGACUUUGGACCAAACUUCCCAAUGUCCCUUAGUCUUGGUGAGGAUUCAGGAAAUGGAACAGGACUUGGAUAUGUGUCGCAGGGCUCAAGAAGAGCUGAACUUACUGCUGGAGGAGAAGCAAGAAGAAUCACUAAGGGCAGAGACCCUUGAGAAUCUUGAAUUCUAUGAGAAUAAUAUUGAGAGUUUGAAUAUGGAACUCCAGCAACUUAGAGAAAUGACGCUCCUCUCCUCCCAGUCUGCAUCACCGGUGGCCCCUUCUGGGCCUGUGUCCACUGAAAACCCAGAGCAGAGGAUACUGGAGAAGAGAGCCAAGGUGAUAGAGGAACUUCUUCAGACAGAAAGAGACUACAUUCGGGAUCUGGAAAUGUGUAUUGAGCGGAUCAUGGUACCCCUGCAGCAGGCACAGAUACCAAACAUUGAUUUUGAGGGGCUUUUUGGAAAUAUGCAGAUGGUGAUUAAGGUCUCAAAGCAAUUACUAGCCGAUCUGGAAUUCAGCGAUGCUGUAGGACCUGUGUUUCUUGAUCACCGGGAUGAGCUCGAAGGAACAUACAGGGUUUACUGCCAGAAUCAUGAUGAGGCCAUCUCCCUGCUGGAAAUCUAUGAGAAGGAUGAAAAGAUCCAGAGGCAUCUUCAAGACUCCUUGGCAGAUCUUAAGAGCCUGUACAACGAAUGGGGAUGCACCAAUUACAUUAACCUGGGCUCCUUCCUCAUCAAACCAGUGCAGAGAGUGAUGCGCUACCCACUGCUGCUGAUGGAGCUGCUGAAUUCCACUCCUGAAUCCCACCCAGAUAAAGUGCCUCUCACCAGUGCAGUGCUUGCAGUCAAGGAAAUCAACGUUAACAUCAAUGAAUACAAGCGUCGAAAGGACCUGGUCCUCAAGUACCGAAAGGGUGAUGAAGAUAGCCUCAUGGAGAAAAUUUCCAAACUGAACAUCCACUCCAUCAUCAAGAAAUCCAACCGGGUUAGCAGUCACCUGAAGCACCUCACUGGCUUUGCCCCACAGAUAAAAGAUGAAGUAUUUGAAGAAACAGAGAAGAACUUUCGAAUGCAAGAAAGACUGAUCAAAUCCUUUAUCCGAGACCUAUCUCUCUACCUCCAGCAUAUCCGGGAAUCAGCAUGUGUGAAGGUGGUGGCUGCUGUGAGCAUGUGGGACGUAUGCAUGGAGAGGGGUCACAGAGACUUGGAGCAAUUCGAGAGGGUGCAUCGCUACAUCAGUGACCAGCUCUUCACAAAUUUUAAGGAGAGGACGGAGCGGCUGGUCAUCUCUCCCCUGAAUCAGCUACUGAGCAUGUUCACAGGGCCCCACAAGCUGGUGCAGAAACGCUUUGACAAGCUGCUGGAUUUCUACAACUGCACGGAACGGGCAGAAAAGUUGAAGGACAAGAAGACGCUGGAGGAGCUGCAGUCGGCCCGGAACAACUACGAGGCCCUGAACGCCCAGCUGCUGGACGAGCUGCCCAAGUUCCAGCAGUACGCGCAGGGCCUGUUCAGCAACUGCGUCCAUGGCUACGCCCAGGCCCACAGCGACUUCGUGCGCCAGGCUCUGGAGCAGCUGAAGCCACUGCUUUCGUUACUCAAAGUGGCCGGCAGGGAGGGGAACCUGAUCGCCAUCUUCCAUGAGGAGCACAGCAGGGUCCUGCAGCAGCUCCAGGUUUUCACCUUCUUCCCAGAGUCUCUUCCCUCGACCAGGAGGCCGUUCGAGAGGAAAACUGUGGACCGCCAGUCUGCCCGAAAGCCGUUCCUGGGCCUGCCAAGUUAUAUGCUCCAGACAGAGGAACUCCGGGCCUCCCUCCUGGCAAAGUAUCCCCCUGAAAAACUCUUUCAAGCAGAGCGGAACUUCAACGCUGCUCAGGACCUGGAUGUCUCCCUUCUGGAAGGCGACUUGGUGGGCGUGAUCAAGAAAAAGGACCCCAUGGGCAGUCAGAACCGCUGGCUGAUUGACAACGGAGUCACCAAGGGCUUCGUGUACAGCUCCUUCCUGAGGCCCUACAAUGCUCGCCGCAGCCACUCCGACGUCUCUGUCGGCAGCCACUCCUCCACCGAGUCGGAGCUCAGCGGCUGCUCCCCCAGAUUCCCGCGGCGGCAGAACAGCGGCGGUACCUUGACCUUCAACCCCGGCAGCAUGGCCGUGUCCUUUAGCUCAGGGUCUUGCCAGAAACAGCCUCAAGAUGCAUCUUCACUGAAGGAAUUUGACCCAGGAACUCUGAGCGCAUCCUUAAACAUGUGUAACUCAGAGAGCAGUCCUUCCAUGUGCCCCUCCGACCCAGACUCCCCCUCCCAGCCCCGGCCCUGGGACUCAGCGGACUGUCACCAGCCCGCUCCCACCCUGAGGAGCUCCCGAAACUACAGACAUCCAGAAAUGGCUGGUCACUCCGUGCCAGGGCGAAAUGGUCAGGGUAGAGACCUCGUAAAAGGAUGUGCAAGAAAGGCCCCGCCUCUGGAGGACAGUAACGGAGAGCCAGAAAGCAGCGAGGCAGAAGGCAACCAGGUCUAUUUUGCUGUCUAUACCUUCAAGGCAAGGAACCCAAAUGAGCUGAGUGUGUCAGCCAAUCAGAGACUCAAGAUUCUGGAGUUUAAAGAUGUCACAGGAAAUACAGAAUGGUGGUUAGCCGAAGUUAAUGGGAAGAAGGGCUAUGUCCCAUCCAAUUAUAUUCGCAAGACUGAGUACACCUGAACUUGUUCUGCCUCCCACUCAACCUUGCUGCCUUCGCUUGCAUCUGCAGAAGGGUUCUGGUGUCCACCAAGAGGGCACCUGCUCCGGAGACACAGGCCCUGCCUGCAUUGCUUAGCCACGGCACUGUUGGACACAAGAUGAGUCUUGUUCUCCUUGAUUGGGUUGUCAACCUUGAUGCUCGCUAGAAUUUCUAGAAUUUGAAAUGGACCCUGGGGCUUGCGAGUGAUUCAGUGACCGUGAAAGAAGAGGCAAGUCCUGGGGUCAGCCUUUGGAAAUGAGAUGUUUCCAGUCGGAAGACCAGCGUCCCGUGUUUGCCCGAGGCUGCGCUCUAGCAUUAGGAGAUGCUGGCGUCGGUUGUACCACACUGAGUUGGGGUGGCUCCAUACUCCACGACCAACUAUCCAGAAACCAACUCAGAUGAAGAGAAUUCUCUGAGAGCCCUUUUAGGCUGUGCCUCCACAUGUGGCAAGGAGUUAGUUGAGAUUGUACCACAUCUGGUGUUUCAAAAAUCCCAGUGUCUGGGACACAUUCACACACACUAGAGACUUUCUGAAAGUCUCUAAAAAACUACCAUCUGUGAUCUUUUUCUUGUUUAUUUCACUGAAUUUCCAGAUUGUUUAUGCAAAAUUCAGCUGCUUUCUUUCUCUGAAAAUAGAACCUUGAACCUUCAUCUGAAAGGUUGUCUUCCCAUUAGGUGCUGUCAUGGCAGACAUCUCCACUUUAUACAGUCCGUGCGUGACAAUGUCUCCUGCCCUCCGCUGCUUCUCCUGCAGCCCAGUAACUGAUAGAUUUUCCUAGAACAGGAUCAGAGCUCCUGCCAUUCCACUAAAAGGAUUCCUCCUGCAGUGGACUGAAGCCAGUCCAGCCUGGUGGGAGACUGGGUGCCUCUCCUUCAUCCAAGCACACUACUGUCCGCAGAUGCAGAAAACAAAACACGUGUGUCUUAUUUGACUAGGAUAAGCAGUCCCAGAAGUAGCUUGUCCUAGGCUUGGAAAUAUGCAUUUUCUUUUUCACCAGCCCCCAUGCUUCCGAGACCCUGGUCUACGCCAGACAGAUUCUAAAGUGCCUGAUUGAACCUCCCUCCACCUCAAGAAGAUGUUUGCUAAUCCUCACGCUCAGACUCUCCGCCUAAAGUUGCUAUUUGAGCAGAGCUCUUAUUCUUAAGGUUUUCCCUGGAUGGGAAGCCUACUUUGGAGCAGAAAGCCGCGAAUUUUGUUUUUUAAGAACGGGAAUUAAGAACAGCCUUACAGCCCUUGCUCCUCCAAAUGCACCUUUGCCUUAAAGUCCUGAUGAAAUUGGAGACAGCUGUGGACUCCUUGGCCCCCUUAGUCUGAUGGUCGGUCAGAAAGCAGCAAUGCAAGUCUCUUGUGAAUAGUGUUUAUAUCUAGAGAUGUUUAUAUUUAAGUAGUUAUUUUAUAAAUAAAAGCAUUUCUAAGGGC
This is a messenger RNA of Camelus dromedarius (Arabian camel), 7288 nucleotides long. RefSeq names its product dynamin binding protein (gene DNMBP). The record is from RefSeq and is a predicted model, not a curated record. Bases 1113 to 5849 code for a protein of 1578 amino acids. Gene Ontology annotation, biological process: intracellular signal transduction; cilium assembly. The transcript has 17 exons. Gene Ontology annotation, molecular function: protein binding; guanyl-nucleotide exchange factor activity. NCBI's taxonomy places the organism in Eukaryota, Metazoa, Chordata, Mammalia, Artiodactyla, Camelidae. Gene Ontology annotation, cellular component: cytoplasm.